UGCACCAUUGCAUUUUCUCCCAGGAAGAAACAUGGCUGCCUACUGUUCAGCGAUGGUAUUUUUAUUUACGUUUCAUUUGUUUUCUGUUUUAAGACAGACAGAGGAAGAAAGAGCUUGUGUCAGAAGCCAUUUUGAGUAACCGUUUAGUCCAGUAAGUUGUCAGAGUUUCGGUAAAAAGGAGGUAUUUCCUCUGUCGUGGAGACACCGACCGUUCACAGUCAGAUUUUUUUUUUUAAUUUUCGCUGAGCUGUCAAGCUGCUUGUCUGCGAUUGAUUUGCCUUUGUUAGCGUGCUAAGCUAGCCAAAAACUAUAUAACUGCGAUUCCAACGCGUACACAGACAGUGCUAGUCGCGAUGUUUAGCCCCGUGAAUUCUUCUUAUUUCAGAGUCAGUCCGGCCAUUGUCAACAGAGAACUCGGCAAGACCAAGAUGAGAUAGCAAGAGGGCACGUCGGAGUGCUAACACACGUUUUACUGCGAGGCUGAAUCCCAGCAUAACCGAGAGGAAAACGGAGUAAAUACAAUUAAAAAAAAACACGCACACAGCAUGUUUGGGAAUCUUUUCGAGGAAGAGGAGGAGGAGGAGGGCUUCUCUUCAACUUCCUCCAAGGGAAGAGUAGCAAAAGGGGGAGAUGAGCCACCUCCACCCCGAGGAAGGAGCAGUCUGUGCGGCAUCAAGAACCAGGGGGGGACCUGCUACCUCAACUCUCUGCUCCAGACCCUGCUGUUCACCCCCGAGUUCAGAGAGGAGCUGUUCAGUCUAGGGGCAGAUGAAUUAGGAUGUCUGGAGGACAAAGACAAACCAGAGGCAAAAGUCAGAGUGAUCCCACUGGAGCUUCAGAGACUGUUUGCCCGUCUGUUGCUGGUGGACCAGCAGAGCGCCUCCACUGCUGACCUCACUGACAGCUUUGGCUGGAACAGCAGCGAGGGGACAAAUCAGCAUGAUGUGCAGGAACUAAACAGGAUCCUGUUCAGUGCCUUGGAGCACUCUCUUGUGGGCACCAGCGGCAGUACAUUUAUCCACCGGCUCUACCAUGGGACCAUUGUCAACAGCAUUGUCUGCAAGGAGUGUGGAAAUGUCAGCCAGAGACAGGAGGACUUCCUGGACCUGACAGUGUGUGUUUGUGGUGUAUCUAGCCUGGAAGAAGCUCUGUGGACCAUGUUUGUGGAGGAAGAGUUGUUUGAGGGCAAUAACCUGUACCGCUGUGCACAGUGUAACAGAUUGGUCACUGCUGCCAAGUCUGCCAAGCUGAAGAAGCUGCCUCCAUUCAUGACUAUGUCUUUGCUGAGAUUCAGCUUUGACUUUGCCAAAUUUGAGCGAUACAAAGAGACGGGGCGCUACAGCUUCCCCCUCACCAUCAACUUACGACCUUUUUGUGAACAGACUGAUGGCGAGGACUCUGAUUACACGUAUGAGCUGUUCUCUGUGAUCAUCCAUAAGGGCGGCUGCUAUGGUGGCCAUUACCACGCUUACAUCAGGGAUAUUGAUGAGCUCGGCCAAUGGGAGCCACCGGAGGAGGACUGUAAACCCAAAACUCAGAAGAAAGUCAGGGAGGAGGUCAAGAAAGUGUGUGAGUCUAAACUUCAAGAAGAUGACCCUUUGUCUGUCCUCACUGCUAUUAUUGCCCAGGAGUCAUCAAAAAGCGUCUUGUUGGACCAACUAGGCCAAAAACUCAUGGAUAAAAUUGGUUCAUCCUGGAGCAGAAAGUUCAGAAAACACUAUGGUCCCAUUGGCAAGUUCCUACAGUCCCACAAUGAAGUUUUCCUCUUGGUGUCUAACGGUACUCGGGUGGCACUGAAGACUAACCCGUCCAGCCCAGUGACUGAGCCUCCCGGCCCAGCAGAGCAGACCACUAACUCUGAUCCUGCAGCAGCUCCAAACCAAGAAGCUUCUGAACAACAGCUAGGACCAAAUCAGAAGUCAGAAUCUAAACCAGAGCAGGGUAGCCACUGGUUUGACCUGAAUGACUCCACCGUGACCUCCAUCAGGGAGUCGGACAUAGAGAAGCAGUUCCAGGGCAAAGAGAGCGCCUACAUGCUGUUCUACAGGAAAACACAGCUGCACAGGCCCAGCGAAGCUCUGAAUGAUCCCCAAUAUAAGAUUCCUUCUCACCUCAUUCAGAUGGCUCAGGAGGAAAACCUCAAACUGCAGCAGAUGCGCGAGGAGUUUGAAGCUACCAAUAACACGGUGGAGCUGCGUCUGCACCUGGCACCCUCCUAUAAGUUAGAAAAUGGAGCCCUGCAACCAGUCAGCAGAGAUUCAGAUGGGAGCACUGCACUCAGUUUUGACCGUAGGAAGACGGUGGGAGACCUGCGAUUAGCCAUUUAUCAGAUGCAGGAACUCUGGGAAGGAGAUAUGGCGCUGACAGUUGCCAAAAGUCUUCCAGCAGGUUUACACCUCUACAAUACUCUGACAGAUGACACUGUAUCCCUCUAUAGUGCAGGAAUCUACACAAACACUGACCUGUUUGUGUGGAAUGGCAGAGAAGUGUGUGGUGGAACUGUCCAAACUGGAGCCGAGUGGGAGCCCGUCCUGCUGACUGUAGUUCGUCCCUUUUUGGGGGAAAAUGUGGAACAAGAAGUGGAGGAUGGGGCCGAGUGUGAGGAGAGCAAGGGAGGUUUUGAAAAUGGGGGACCAGGGCUUAAAAGGGAGGCGAGGGGGUUUGCAGGUGGCGCGACUCUUGGGGAGGUGAAGGAGGCUCUGGGGGAGCCUAAGGAGAGCCUGCUGUGUCAGGAGCAUAAGGGAGGAAAAAGAAAAGAGCAGGGGGCAGGAGAGGGAGGAGGGGCAAGCGGAUGGAGAGUGUUUCCCCCGGAUGACAUGCAGCGGACUCUGAAGGAGCUGUCACUGAAAGAUGGAGACGCUCUGUUGGUGUUGGAGCCACAGUCGUUUGACAGCAGCGUGUUCACCCGAAGCGGAGACGUCGUCACUGUGACCACGCCGUCUGACUGCCGCUGGCUCCAGGUGGAGUUCAGACCUCAUGUAAAGGGAGGGGAAGGGGAGAAAGAGGAGGAGAGGAAGAAAAUUAAGGUCCCAGCAACAGGAAAUAUGCUGCUGUCUGAGGUGAAACAAAGAGCUAUAGAGGAGCUGCAGCUGCAGGAGCAAACCCCAGGCAAGAUACUCAGCAACGCAGCAGUACAUAAUCACUUAAAAUAUACAAGUACGUUAAAGUUUGUUAAACUAAUAAAAUGUAUGCAUAAAAAACAGGAUUUAAUGUUGUUUUGUAUAUUCAUAUCCUUGCAGUCUAACUGUUGAAUAUGAUUCAAUUCA
Amphiprion ocellaris (clown anemonefish) is the source of this 3266-nucleotide messenger RNA. RefSeq names its product ubiquitin specific peptidase 40 (gene usp40). The record is from RefSeq and is a predicted model, not a curated record. NCBI's taxonomy places the organism in Eukaryota, Metazoa, Chordata, Actinopteri, Pomacentridae. The coding region runs from base 546 to 3251 and encodes 901 amino acids. The transcript has 18 exons. Gene Ontology annotation, cellular component: nucleus; cytosol. Gene Ontology annotation, molecular function: cysteine-type deubiquitinase activity; cysteine-type endopeptidase activity. Gene Ontology annotation, biological process: protein deubiquitination.